Eriocheir sinensis (Chinese mitten crab) is the source of this 1748-nucleotide messenger RNA. Its product is annotated as netrin receptor DCC-like. Bases 453 to 1418 code for a protein of 321 amino acids. The transcript has 11 exons. Lineage: Eukaryota; Metazoa; Arthropoda; Malacostraca; Decapoda; Varunidae. Gene Ontology annotation, biological process: cell-cell adhesion. Gene Ontology annotation, molecular function: protein binding. The record is from RefSeq and is a predicted model, not a curated record.
UGGCUGGACGAGGAGCGCACGCAGGGCUACAUGUUUGUGGUGAAGAAGGACUUGGCGCGCUGGCUGGUGGUGCUGCUCAUGGUUCUUGUUGUGUGUGGGAUUGACAUUGCCAUCAAGUCACUCUCCAAAUGCAAAUACUCCUGGCUCCAGAUGUACAGUGACUGCGGGGUGCAGCAGGAGGCGCUAACUCUCCCCUACCCGCUGUUUGUCGCGCUGAACAUUGGCCCGGCGCUUGUGGCUGCCUUCCUCGGCUCUUAUGUGGAGCCCGUGGCUGCCGGCAGUGGCAUCCCGCAGGUCAAGUGUUACCUGAAUGGCGCCAAGGUGUCCUGCGUGGUGAGGAUCAAGACCCUGAUGAGCAAGGCCGUGGGGGUGACCUUCUCUGUGCUGGGAGGCCGGGUCGUGGGAAAGGUCAGGUCGUGGGCAAGGUCUGUGGCCGUGAGCUGACCACCAAGAUGCUGCUGCCCACGGUGCCGGCCAUGGCCAAGGGCAGGGUGGCCAGGACUACAGAUGAUGGGCCACUCCUAGACAAAGAGCGGCGGGGAAGAGGAUGGUUAAGACACCUUGUGCAUGUUAAUACUCUCUCAUACUUGUGCCAAGGCCUAACACUGUGUGGCCAACACUCUCAGCAGGGGCUUUGUCUUGUGAUGGACCUGGACACACUGUUCUGCGGCACCAGCAGCAGCAGCCUGCACAUCCAUGGCCUGCAGGAGGAGGACGAGGGGACGUACAGGUGCCGGGCGGAGAACAGGGAGGACUCGCUCGACGCCGUGGCCCACAUACAGGUCCAAGUUGCUCCGAGGUUUCUGAGGCAGCCGGCCAACGCUCUCGCCUAUGAGAAGGAGAACGUGGAGCUGGAGUGCAGCGUGUACGGCCAGCCAGAGCCCUCGCUCCACUGGCUCAAGAACGGCGAGCUGCUGGUGGAGACGGAAUACCUUCAGAGUGUGAGCGGCAACAACCUGCAGAUCCUUGGCCUGGUGCGCCAGGAGUACACCGGGAUGUACCAGUGUGUGGCGCACAGCUCGCCGGGGACGCCCAGCUGUGUGUCCUUGAGUCAAAGAACGCGUCCAGAACGUGAGUGCAGCUCCUCCAGCGAGGGACGGGAUGAAUACAAGACCCAGAUCAGCGACCUAAGUCCCGGGAGUAACUACAUGGUGCGGGUGGCGGCCCACACCUCCGGCGGCCUGGUGGGCGCCUCCAUACACGAGGUGCGGGUGUUCACCAAGCCGGACCUGGACCUGCCCUCCGCCUCAGAGUCUGAAAGUUGUCUCCACCUCACCCACCAGUCUGGAGGCCACUUGGUCGCCGCCCGUACUGGCCAAAACGCCCAUCACGGGAUACACCAUGUUCUAUACGCAGUUUUCUCCUCAGGUUGGGUCAGCAGAAGAACACGAAGUAAAGGUCACUGGUACGUCACAUGACCUCCAAGGCCUGGACCAGUUCACUGAGCACAGCGUGUGGCUCACCGCCGUCAACAGUAAUGGCGGGGGAGACGCCACCCCGGAGGUCACUGCCAGAACCUUCUCAGACGUGCCCUCAAAGGAGCCUCAGAAUGUGAGCGUUGAGGCUGCCAGCUCAAGGAGCCUCAUCAUCUGCUGGGAGCCUCCGCUGGCCGAGCACCAGAAUGGGAUCAUCACCAGCUGCAAGAUCCACUACAAAGAGCGCGGCGAGUCAGGUUCCUCCAAGACCAAAGCCACAGACGGAAACAGACGACUCUUUGCCCUCAAGAAAAGCACCACAUACUCCAUAAA